AUGAUGGAUUAUAUCGAACAUGAAACGAAAAUGUACGACGCUCUCAAUGUCCCAGGAUGCCCGACAGACGAACGCGGGGUCCUGGACCCGGCUAUCGACCAAGGUAGACUUGAAAUGCUAUACGGGCAGCUGGCGGGUAUCCUGCUUCAGCUUUCGACCCCCUCUUUGCCUCGGAUAGGAUCUCUUAUCCAGAUCGAUGACUUCACCUGGGAAGUAACACGCCGGCCGUUGUCCAUGAACAUGAAUGAACUUGUCCGAUUGGGAAGCUUGCCGCGAUCGAAACUGCCUGAUCUACAUACUACAUUCACUACGACUUCUUCGUAUCUCGAAGCUUUCGCGGACCUCAAUAUUGAGCAUCUCGUCCACCAAAGAAACGAUUCUGUUGAGUCCGCAGAUGACUGUCGGCGAAAAUUUGUGGCAAGGCGGCUUUUCCGCAAGCUUGCCAGGGACAAGCGACUCACCAAUCCCUUGCUCGAGGAAGGGCCCUUCAAACUAUGGUGUGAUGAUCUGCGCCCAGCUAAUGUGCUGCUGCAUGAUAAUUUGAAAAUUGCCAGCGUGGUAGACUGGGAAUUCACAUACGCAGCACCCGCUGAAUUUUCCUAUGCGCCGCCUUGGUGGUUGCUCAUUGAGAAGCCUGAGUACUGGUCAGCAGGCCUUGAGGACUGGACCAGAACGUUUGAUUAUCGCCUAAAGACAUUCCUUAAGGUCAUGAAGGAUCAUGAAGAGAGUGCGAUCCAACAAGGUCGGCUGAAGGAUGACCAACGGCUCUCGGACCGUAUGUAUCAGAGCUGGGAGAGUGGGGAUUUCUGGAUUGUUUAUGCAGUAUUGCAUAGUUUUGCCUUUGAUGUAAUCUACUGGCAGAAGAUCGACCCACGCUUUUUCGGGCCUACUGAGAACCCCGAGGGGGCAUGGAAAGAGAGACUCGACCUGCUGGAUGAUCAGGAAAGGGACGAGAUGGAACAAUUGGUGGUUCGAAAGCUGAAAGAGAUGACAACAAGGGAUCUUGCGUGGGACCCAGAUGAAUAUACAUUGGCUUUCCACCGGCAAUUGAAGGAACGGAAAGAAAAGCCACGUGAAGGAAAGACGACUGGAGCGGAUGGAGUCCACGAUAUUGACAACAGAUCAGAAGGCUGUACUGGAGGACCUGACUAA
This is a messenger RNA of Penicillium bovifimosum, 1152 nucleotides long. Its product is annotated as phosphotransferase family protein. Bases 1 to 1152 code for a protein of 383 amino acids. The transcript has a single exon. Lineage: Eukaryota; Fungi; Ascomycota; Eurotiomycetes; Eurotiales; Aspergillaceae. The record is from RefSeq and is a predicted model, not a curated record.